CAGUCAGCCAAGUCUGUUCAGGCUAUAGCGAUGAAUUCACUUUUGCUAAAAAAACAGACACUGAACAGAGAAUAAUGUGCAGAGGAUAACCAAGAGUCUUUGGCAGUUUCUGCAAGAGAAUCACUCAAACCUUCCCUCCACUGCCCAAAUCCUGAAGCCUGAGUGAUUCCAGGUGACCAGUCGCCAUCUAGUGUGCAUUCAGAAAACAGCAGAGGCAUAACGGCAAUCACUUUAAGUACAGUCACUGGCAAACAGCCUUUCAUGCUGUUGAAAAAGAGGCAUGCAACUGACACAUGUCCCACUUGAAACUUAACAGAUAAACAUGACAGAUUGAUGGUCUUAAGAUGCCUUAUGUGCUGUUGCCAUGAAGACCUUGUUUAAAUGCUUCUGGAGUCUGCGAUCACCACACACAUUGCUUCAUCAAGCCAAGAGGCACCUGAUCUCACCUAUUGCCUCGCACUACGAAGUGAUAAACCGGGGCGAAAAGGAGGUGCCCAAGUACUUCAAUUUUGCCAGUGACGUUCUGGACAGGUGGACCCAAGUGGAAAAGGAUGGAAAGAGGCCUCCCAACGGGGCCUUCUGGUGGGUGAGCGACCAGAGGGAAGAGGUGAAGUGGACCUUUGAGGAACUGGGGGUCUUAUCCCGGAAAGCUGCCAACGUGCUCCUUGACCCGUGUAGCUUGCAAAGAGGCAACCGGAUCUUGGUGGUUCUGCCCAAGAUUCCGGAGUGGUGGUUACUGAACGUGGCUUGCAUGCGAACAGGCAUUGUUUUAAUUCCAGGGACAUCCCAAUUAACAGCUAAAGACAUUUCCUACAGACUCCAUGCUUCGAAAGCCAAAUGCAUUGUCGUCAGCGAUGCAUUGGCCCCAGCAGUGGACUCGGUCGUGCCUGAAUGCAAGUUUCUGAAAACCAAGCUACUGGUGUCCGACAGCGGCAGAGAUGGCUGGCUGAACUUUAAGGACCUCUUCCAGGCAGCACCUGACAGCCAUUACUGCGUUAAGACAACAAGCGAAGAGCCCAUGGUCAUCUAUUUUACGAGUGGGAGCACAGGCCCCCCCAAAAUGGUGGAACAUUCCCAGUGCAGUUACGGCAUUGGAUUUACGUCAAGUGGCAGGCACUGGAUGGACCUGACUCCUUCAGAUGUGUUUUGGAAUACAUCAGACACGGGGUGGGUAAAGUCAGGUUGGAGCAGUGUCUUUGCUCCUUGGAUUCACGGAUCGUGCAUCUUUGUACAUCACCUGCCGCAGUUUGAACCCGCUGUCAUACUAAACACUCUCGCCCGAUAUCCAGUCACCACUUUCUGCACAGCUCCUACGGCAUACCGAAUGUUGGUUCAGCAUGAUGUCACCAGCUGCAAAUUCAUGAGCCUGAAGCACUGUGUGACUGGAGGGGAACCGCUCAACCCAGAAGUGAUGGAGCGAUGGAAGGCUCAGACGGGGCUGGAUAUCUAUGAAGGCUAUGGACAAACCGAAACAGUUGUAAUAUGUUCUAAUGUAAAAGGGAUGAAAAUCAAACCGGGCUCAUUGGGAAAGGCGUCUCCACCAUAUGAUGUCCAGACUGUAGAUGACGAAGGCAAUAUUCAGCCUCCCGGAGAAGAAGGAUACAUUGCUAUCAGAAUCAAGCCAAAGCGACCCUUUUGUAUUUUCUCACAGUACUUAGAUAACCCUGAGAAAACGGCAGCCAGCGAGCGUGGAGAUUUUUAUGUCACUGGAGACAGAGCGAUUAAAGAUGAAGAAGGCUACUUCUGGUUUGUCGGGAGGUCGGAUGAUCUGAUUAAUUCUGCUGGGUAUCGAAUUGGCCCAUUUGAAGUGGAAAGUGCCUUGAUCAAGCACCCGGCCGUCAUUGAAUCGGCUGUGGUCAGCAGUCCAGAUCCCGUCAGAGGAGAGGUGGUGAAAGCCUUUGUUGUCUUGUCUCCUGCCUAUUUAUCGCAUGAUCCAGAAACAUUAAUCAAGGAACUCCAGGAUCACGUGAAAAAGGCAACUGCUCCUUACAAGUAUCCGAGAAAGGUUGAGUUUGUGCAAGAGCUACCAAAGACCGUUGCAGGAAAAAUUCAAAGGAAUGUAUUAAGGAAAAGAGAGUGGGGAAGUGUCUAACUUCUGCUGAACAUUUGCAAGUGAAGAAUCUUCCUGCAAUCUGCUAUUUGUUGCUGCAGUGGAGAGUUUCCUAACUCUUGCCUCCCUUCCCUAAUCUAUUGUUUAGUUCUAAUAUCUCAAGCAUGCAAUCCAGCAAUAAGAACUAAGUUUUCCCCUAAGUUUUCCUCCUCUUCUGAAUUUCUCCCUAGAUUUUGGACUUCCAAGUUAUCGGACCUUACUUCCAAAGUGGAAUUGCAAUGCAUCAGGAAUCCUCCAUUGUUCUCUAUUUUUAUUUCCAAAUGAGAUGGGGAGCUGUAGCCCUUCAGAUGAAUCUGAUGGAUUCCAGCUCCCAUCAGUCUCAGCCAGAAUAGCUAAUGGUCAGGGAUGACUGGGGUAGUAGUCCAGCAGCUUCUGGAGAUCUGCUGUUGUAGAGAAUGCAGCAUGCAUGAAAUUUGCCACAGCUCCCCUUUCUUCAGCUCAUUCUAGUGGUGGACAAAUUUGUUGGUUAUGAUUUCUCACCAUUUCUCUUUUUUUAAUAGUAAUAAUUUUUUUAAAAAAAUAAAAUUUUAAAACAUUUUUUUAAAUCUUAAUUUUAUUUCACUCCAUUUCCAGAUCAGUUUGUGAUUUUUUAAAAGUCUGCACAAAAAUUGCAUGUGUUUUUGAAUGCAUUUUUCCUAAUAGAUGCAUUUUGGCAAGCAAUUUCUCAUAACACAUUUUUAUGUUGUUUUCAUGAAUGUUUUGCCUAACAUACACUUUUAUGUAGACAUUUUUUUUGGUUGAGGACUUCACUGCAAAAUUCGGCAAAAUGUACUUUGAAAGGGUAGCUGCAUUUUUGGUUCAAGAAGUGUAAAUCUGGUAGGCUUGCACAAAAAUAUGAACUGAAUUUCUCCCCCAUCCCUCAUUCAUUCAUUCAUGGCUUUCCCUUCCUUUGUGUUACUGAUAAGCGUGGGUGCAAUGACAAACCACUACAAAAUGAGCCAUCUUAAUGUGACUGCAUAUAUGAUGAAAUUCAGAUUCUUGUGUUGUGCUGUGUUUUACAAAUGUUCAGACGUUCAUUGCAGAUCAACCAACCUUCACACACAAAAAGACAUUUUGCAGGAUCAUAUAUAUGAUUGUAGUGAGAAUUACAAUGCAAUUGCCUAAAAUUACAGACUUUCAGAGACAAGCUAUUAAUGGUCCUAUCACGUCAAGAGAGAUAUCUGAAGCUAUAAAUAAAAUUAAAUCCGGAAAGGCGCCAGGACCAGAUGGGUUAUCUGUAAUGUACUAUAAAUGUUUGGAGGAAGAACUCUUGCUACCUUUACAGUAUACAAUGAAUUCUAUUUUGCAAGAGGGAAAGAUACCGGAUAGUUGGAAAAAUGCUAACAUAACAUGAAUGCCUAAAGAGGAGCAAGAUUUAACUAAAACAAAAAAUUAUCGGCCGAUAUCUCUAUUGAAUAAUGACUAUAAAAUUUUUACAAUGAUCUUGGCAGAAAGAAUGAAAAUAAUAUUGCAACAAUUUAUCCAGGAAGAUCAAUCGGGGUUUUUACCUAAAAGACAAUUACGUGACAACGUCAGGAAUGUCUUGAAUGUGUUGGAAUAUUUAGAACAACGAAAUGAUAAACAAGCAGCUUUGAUUUUCUUAGAUGCUGAGAAAGCAUUUGAUAAUUUGAAUUGGAAAUUUAUGUUUCAGGUUUUGGAGCAAAUGGAUGUUGGAGACAAUUUUAUAAAAUGGAUUAGAUCGAUUUAUACAUCUCAGAAGGCUCAGAUAAUUGUUAAUGGAGAUUUAAUGGAUUCAUGUGAAAUACAAAAGGGUACAAGACAGGGAUGUCCAUUAUCUCCCCUUCUAUUUAUUCUGGUCUUAGAAGUGCUGCUUAGAGAUAUAAGGCAAGAUAAAAGGAUUUCGGGAUUAAAGAUAAAAAAAGAAGAAUAUAAACUGAGAGCAUUUGCUGAUGAUUUGAUAAUUGUAUUAGAAAACCCUUUGGAAGGAAUUAAUAUAUUGAUGGACAAAUUAAAAGAAUUUGGACCGUUAGCAGGAUUUAAGAUCAACAAUCAAAAAACAAAGAUGUUGGUGAAAAAUUUAACUUUAAGGGAACAGAAAGAGUUAAUGGACAAGACAGAUUUUACAAUAGAGAAAAAGUUGAAAUAUUUAGGUAUCAUUAUGACAAAUAAAAAUUCAAAGUUGUUUCAUAAUAAUUAUGAAAAAUUAUGGACAGAGAUUAAGAAAGAUCUGUUAAGAUGGGAUAAACAACAAUUGUCAUUAAUGGGUAGAAUAUCUGUGAUAAAAAUGAAUGUAUUACCAAGAAUGAUGUUUUUGUUUCAAACAAUACCCGUAAUAUCCUCUGAUUUACCUUUUAAACAAUGGCAAAAAGAUAUCUCUAAAUUUGUAUGGCAAGGAAAAAAACCAAGAGUUAAAUUUAAAUUACUACAAGACGCCAAAGAAAGAGGAGGACUGGGAUUACCAAAUCUGAGACUUUAUUUUGCUGCCUGCUGUUUAGUCUGGAUAAAGGAAUGGAUUUUAUUGAGGAAUAAAAGACAAUUGGAUUUGGAGGGCCAUAACCUGAAGUGGGGAUGGCAUGGAUAUCUAUGGUAUGACAAAGUAAAAGUAAAUGUAGACUUUAAUAAUCAUUUUAUAAGACGUCCUCUGUUGAAAAUAUGGAAUAGAUAUAAACCAAGGUUCUAUUCGAAAAUACCAUUAUGUGUCUCAAGUCAAGAAGCGUUUUACAGAAGAGAAAUGGCUGGAAAAGAGAAAUGGUUAACUUAUCAAGAACUAUUAGAAAAUGUACAUGGAGAAUAUAUAAUGAAAGAGAGAGAACAACUGAUAAAGGAAGGAUAUAGUUCUCAAUGGUUUGCCUAUUUACAAUUGUUAGAAAGAUAUAAAAUGGACAAGAAAAUGUAUGGGUUUGAAAUAAGUAAAUCUGAUUUUGAAAUAGGUUUGUGUACAAAUGAUGAAAAUAUAAUUGCGAAAAUGUAUAAACUCUUACUGAAAAUGGAUAUGGAAGAAGAACAAGUAAAAGAGUGUAUGGUAAAGUGGGCAAAAAAAUUUGUUUAUAACAUACAAAUGGAUCAAUGGGAAAAUAUGUGGAAAAAAGGCUUGAGAUUUACAUUAUGCUAUAAUCUUAAAGAAAAUUUCUAUAAAAUGAUGUACCGUUGGUACAUGACUCCAGAAAAGUUGUCAGAAAUGUAUAGUAAUGUUUCUAAUGUUUGUUGGAAAUGUAAACAACAAGAAGGAUCAUUUUAUCAUAUGUGGUGGCUGUGUAAAAAGGCAAAAUCAUUUUGGGCACAGAUAGGUAGGAUGAUGCAAAAAAUUCUAAAGAUAAAUAUUCAGUCAAAACCAGAAUUUUUUUUAUUGGGUUUUAUGGAUAAACAAAUAGAAAAGAAAUAUGGAAGAAUAAUAUUAUAUAUGAUUACGGCAGCAAGAUUAUUAUAUGCACAAAAGUGGAAAAUGGAAUCAACACCAACAAUGGAAGAAUGGCUAUUGAAAUUAAUGGACUUAGUAGAGAUGGAUAAAUUGACAUGUCUACUUAGAGAAAAAUCGACAGACACAUUUCUUAAGGAAUGGAAGCCUCUCUUAGACUUUUUGUUGAAAGAUCAAAAUAAAAUGAUGAUAUUGGGAUUUGACGAUUAACUAAGAUAGCCUAUGGAGAAAAGUGAUCAUGUAUGUAUAUAUUAAGGGACAGGUUUGAUGUAUAUUAUAUACUUAUAGCUGAUCUGCGACAAAUCGGAAGUCAACUAUUUUAUUUUUAUUUUUUUUGUUGUAUUGUUAUGUUUUUUUACUUUGUUUUGUUUGUCUUUUGAAAAAUUUGAAUAAAAAUUAUUAAAAAAAAGAAAGAAUUACAACGCAAUCAUAUGUAUGCCCAUAUUGAUUUUACCAGUGCACAUAUGAAUGUGGGGGGAGGGGUACAUUCAAACAAACUGAAAGAUGUGGCAAACUCCAUGCUGCAAUGCUAGAAUCAAUUUUAUCUGGGUAUUCUAGUUAAACAUCUCUGCCUGCCAAGUCUCAUUGUGAUAUUUGAAUGAAUCUGUUACUCUACUGAAAGAUGACACUCACACAACUCAUGAAUUGUGAAUAUACUAAUCUUAUAGACUAAGGAUGGGUGAGAAAUUGUUUGCAUUGCAAGCUGAAUAUAUCAAAUUUGCACUUUCCAAAGCAAUAUGAGAACCAAAAUCCAGCGACUUCCCAGGAGGAUCCCUCCACCUGUGCUGCCUCUGAGACGGGCUCCCGUCUUGGAUGAAACUUAUCCAGUUUUAAAUUCAGUCAGAAGGGUUUUUUCUGACUGGGGAUGAUUUCUUCCGGAUAAGGAAGAAGCGUGAGAUCUGCCACAUAGUUUUGUUUUGAUUGUUGGAGCCUGGAAUUCGUCAGAAUUGUCUGUCUUCCAGCAGUUCAGACAGAGCGAGGAUUUUAUGCUAGCUCAGCUGGAUAAGUGACCCGUUUUUUUUUAAUGGACUAGCAGGCAAACCUCCUGUCUACAUUUAUCAUUUUCUUAUCUAUAUAGCUAAAGAGAUUUGUCAAAGUAACAGCAAUUAAGAUAACCUAGAUGAGGUAAGACUUUCCUUCUUUAUUUACUGAACUAAGGGGGAAGAAAAUAUAAAUAGCUUAUCUUUUUUUAUUAUUAUUGCAAAAAGCUGACAUGGAAAAUUGCAUUUUAAAGAUUACAACAGAUGAGAGCUUUCUGAUUGGGAAAGAAAAGAAAUCUUUUUGAUUUACAAGACUUUUGUGUAAUAUAUAUAAGGGACUAUUUUUUCUGAUCUACUUUUUUUGUUGUUGUUGACGAAUCUGCUCAUUCUCUCUGCUACUAGUUAUUUGAAUGCUGUGAACUAAAAGCUGUUUUUGCACUUCUGGACAUUUAAGAGAUAAGGACUGUCUAGCGUGUGACGUUAGUUGGUUGGAAAGAUUAACUCCUUUGUAACUGGAUAAAGAAAUAAACUGCUCUUUGGGACAUUGAAAAUUGAA
Rhineura floridana is the source of this 7001-nucleotide messenger RNA. RefSeq names its product acyl-coenzyme A synthetase ACSM5, mitochondrial-like. Bases 365 to 2092 code for a protein of 575 amino acids. Gene Ontology annotation, cellular component: mitochondrial matrix. The record is from RefSeq and is a predicted model, not a curated record. Gene Ontology annotation, molecular function: fatty acid ligase activity; fatty-acyl-CoA synthase activity. NCBI's taxonomy places the organism in Eukaryota, Metazoa, Chordata, Lepidosauria, Squamata, Rhineuridae. The transcript has 15 exons. Gene Ontology annotation, biological process: fatty acid biosynthetic process; acyl-CoA metabolic process.